GUCCUCAAGACAUCCAACAACUGAAGGGUUCGCUCGACAAUUGGCCUCUAGAAACAACUGUUGGUAUCUUAGUGGCUAAUGGGGUUAAUCGGUUUACUAAAGAUGCCGUUUCAGAGGCCCAAUCGUCAAGACAUCACAUUAUCCUCGUUGGCACAAAGGAUCUCAUUAAAAAAAUAAGAGAUUAUCAACCUCGACAGCAAAAUGGGGGUUUAGUGAGAGCUUCUGAACUUCAAGUCCAGUUCAAAAAAGAAUUAGAAAAAACUAGUUCAGAAGUACAACAAUUAAAAUCAGAAAUAGCUAAACUUCGACAUUUUCUAAUUUCUUUUUCAAAAAAUAAAUAA
Paraglomus occultum is the source of this 341-nucleotide messenger RNA. The record is from the annotation of a GenBank genome assembly. Lineage: Eukaryota; Fungi; Glomeromycota; Glomeromycetes; Paraglomerales; Paraglomeraceae.